Messenger RNA from Acinonyx jubatus (cheetah), 2200 nucleotides. It is a transcript of the gene AS3MT, whose product is annotated as arsenite methyltransferase. The record is from RefSeq and is a predicted model, not a curated record. The transcript is spliced from 10 exons. Lineage: Eukaryota; Metazoa; Chordata; Mammalia; Carnivora; Felidae. The coding region runs from base 462 to 1646 and encodes 394 amino acids. Gene Ontology annotation, biological process: toxin metabolic process; arsonoacetate metabolic process. Gene Ontology annotation, cellular component: cytosol. Gene Ontology annotation, molecular function: arsenite methyltransferase activity.
GUGAGGUCGGGCGGUCAGCCUGUGCUGGAAGCUGCUGGAAGCGGCGGCAGGUUCCUGCCUCACGGGGUGGGCGGGCUGGUACCACCUACCUGCUCAAGCUCGGGAAGCCCGCCCCGCGGGAGGUCAGGCCUGCCUGUCGCGGGGGCGGGGCCUCAGGAGCCUUGGGCCCGGGAGCUAGUUGCCGGGAACGCAAGUCCCGGAGUCCAGAAGCCGAGGAGACAUGGCCGCCCCUCGAGACGCUGAGAUCCGGAAGGACGUGCAGGUGCCAGCAAGAAGGACCUGUAAUGGCCAAGAAGGAGCCUCGGCUGAGUGGGAGCACUAGGCCUUUGGAAGCCCAGCCCGGCCUGCGCCCUUGCCCUCCCCUCCCCCCUCCAACCCCAGGAUCAGGGAGGGGCAAGGGGUGGGUGCAGGGCAGAGUCUGAGCUUAGAGCUUUGCAGGGAGCAAGCCUAGCCAGGCCUGAAUGUGUGGAGAUGGGGUGGUGGGCAUGGGAGCCGUUACCCUGCGCUCACCAGCUCCGGCUCUUCUCUCUCCCCACCCCCACCCGCCCUUGCCCCCUGGUCAGACCUACUAUGGGCAGGUGCUGAAGAAAUCAGCGGACCUCCAGACCAAUGCCUGUGCAACGGCAGCCAGGCCGGUCCCCAAGCACAUCCGGGAAGCCUUGAAUAAUGUACAUGAAGAAGUAGCCCUGAGGUAUUAUGGCUGUGGUCUGGUCAUCCCCGAGCAUCUGGAAAACUGCUGGAUUUUGGACCUGGGCAGUGGAAGUGGCCGAGAUUGCUAUGCGCUUAGUCAGCUGGUUGGUGAGAUGGGACAUGUCACUGGAAUAGACAUGACAGAAGGUCAGGUAGAAGUGGCUAAAAAGUAUAUUGAAUAUCACAUGGAAAAAUAUGGCUUCCAGACCCCCAACGUGAUUUUUCAUCGUGGCUACAUAGAGAAGUUGGAGGAGACUGGAAUCAAGAAUGAGAGUUAUGAUAUUGUUAUAUCAAAUUGUGUCAUUAACCUUGUGCCUGAUAAGCAGCAAGUGCUACAGGAGGUUCACCGAGUGCUGAAGCAUGGAGGGGAGCUGUAUUUCAGUGACGUCUAUGCUAGCCUUGAAUUGCCAGAAGAAAUCAGGACACGCCGAGUUUUGUGGGGUGAGUGCCUGGGUGGUGCUUUGUACUGGAAGGACCUUGCCAUCCUUGCCCAGAAAAUUGGUUUCUGCCGCCCACGUUUGGUCAGUGCCAACCUCAUUACAGUUCAAAACGAGGAACUAGAAAGAGUGAUCGAUGACUGUCGUUUUGUUUCUGCAACAUUUCGCCUCUUCAAACUCCCUAAGACAGGACCAGCUGAAAGAUGCCAAGUUAUUUACAAUGGAGGAAUCACAGGACACGAAAAAGAACUAAUAUUUGAUGCAAAUUUCACAUUUAAGGAGGGUGAAAUUGUUGAAGUGGAUGAAGAAACAGCAGCUAUCCUGAAGAAUUCACGAUUUGCCCAAGAUUUUCUGAUCAAACCAAUUGGAGAGAAGCUGUCAACAUGUAGAGGGUGUUCUGCAUUAGAAUCAAAGGAUAUAAUCACAGAUCCAUUCAAACUUGCAGAAGAGUCUGACUGUACGAAGUCCAGAUGUCCCCCUGAUGUUGCUGGAAGUUGCUGUGGCACAAGUUACAGCUGACCAGAAGACGAGGGCAGGAGGCUAAGGAAUGAGUUACAUAUGUCUUUUAAUCUCCUCUUUUCCAUAGCACAGACCACAAGAAAGAAUAAAUGGCAAAAAGCCACUAUAUUCUAGAUCACUGGUAAAAAAUAACGGAUUAUUUUUAGAAGGUAUUGAUUGAAGUUUGGUAGCAAAUGGCCUAUAGGCUGGUUAAAGAGUUUUUCUCUAUCUUAGCUAAUUCAAAGUUCUGGUGCCACUUAGUGGUCAGAUAUGGAACUGAGAAGCAGCCUGUAGUCCUGGCCAAUGAGCAAGAAAGGCUUCAGAAAUAACAGUUGGCAGAGGGUCUCAGGAAGAACAUCUUCCUUCUGACCUGCAUAGUACCUUUUGGACUUUUACCGUGUUUGCUCAUAAAAUAAAGCUCCUACUGACCUCAUGCUAAUCACGCCAAAAAAUUUGCCAAAUCAAAUUUGGUAGGAGUGCUCUUGAGAUAAUUGGUGUUUUAAAUCAAACACUUUUUUUUUUUUUUUUUUUUUUUUGCGCAAUGGAAUGAAGAAAAUAAAUGAAUAAUAAAUCUC